AUGAGGAAGGAGGCAGAAGAAUGAUGGAGGGCAAUUCCACUGCUGGAUCCUUUACCCCCUCGCAGCAGUUCAGCAUUGCUGACCUUGUUGUCGUAGUGGUUUAUUUUUCCUUAAAUGUUGCAGUGGGAAUAUGGUCUUCCUGCAGGGUGAACAGAAACACCGUCAGUGGCUAUUUCCUUGCUGGCAGAGACAUGGCAUGGUGGCCAAUCGGCGCCUCUCUCUUCGCCAGCAGCGAAGGCUCGGGGCUCUUCAUCGGGCUGGCCGGGACCGGUGCUGCCGGGGGAAUUGCUGUCACUGGCUUCGAGUGGAAUGCGACUUAUGCUCUUCUGGCGCUAGCCUGGGUGUUCGUGCCGGUUUACAUCUCAUCUGGGAUUGUCACGAUGCCGGAGUAUCUCCAGCGAAGGUUUGGAGGGGAGAGGAUCCGGAUGUACCUCUCCAGCCUGUCGCUCCUGCUCUCCAUCUUCACCAAAAUCUCUACGGACCUGUACUCGGGUGCCCUCUUCGUACAAGUCUGCCUGGGCUGGGACCUUUACCUCUCCACUGUCCUGAUGCUGCUGGUCACGGGGCUCUACACCAUUGCGGGGGGGUUGGCGGCCGUCAUCUACACCGAUGCGCUGCAGACGCUCAUCAUGGUCCUCGGAGCCAUCGUGCUGGCGGUGAAAGCUUUUAAUGAGAUCGGAGGUUACCCCAACUUGGAAGAGGCCUAUUUAAAAGCCGUGCCAUCCAAGAUUGUUCCCAACACUACCUGCCACCUGCCCAGAGCCGAUGCAAUGCACCUCUUCCGAGACCCAGUCUCUGGAGAUCUGCCCUGGACCGGGAUGACUUUCGGGCUGUCUAUCAUGGCCACGUGGUACUGGUGCACCGACCAGGUCAUCGUCCAGCGGUCGCUCUCUGCUAAGAGCCUGAGUCACGCCAAGGCCGGCUCCAUCUUGGCCAGCUACCUGAAGAUGCUACCCUUGUUCGUUAUCAUCAUGCCGGGGAUGAUCAGCAGGGUCCUGUACCCAGACACCGUGGCCUGCGUGGACCCCGAGGAGUGCACCCGCGUGUGCGGGGCCGCCGUGGGCUGCUCCAACAUCGCCUACCCCAAGCUGGUGGUCGAGCUGAUGCCCAGCGGGCUGCGGGGUCUGAUGAUCGCGGUGAUGAUGGCCGCGCUCAUGUCAUCCCUGACCUCCGUAUUCAACAGCAGCAGCACCCUCUUCACCAUGGACAUCUGGAGGAAGCUGAGGCCGGCGGCUGGCGAGCGAGAGCUGCUCUUGGUGGGCAAGGUGGUCACGGUGGUGCUGGUGGCCCUCAGCGUGGUCUGGAUCCCCAUCCUGCAGAGCUCCAGCGGUGGCCAGCUCUACGUCUACAUCCAGGCUGUCACCAGCUACCUGGCUCCUCCCGUCACCGCCGUCUUCGUCCUGGCCGUCUUCUGGCCCCGAGCUAACGAGCAGGGAGCUUUCUGGGGCCUGAUGGCAGGGCUGGUGCUGGGGCUGGCCAGGAUGGGGCUGGAGCUGGCAUACCCCGUGCCCCGCUGCGGGGUCCCCGACCUGCGGCCCUGGCUGCUCGCUGACAUCCACUACCUGCACUUCGCCGUGCUGCUGUGCGCCGUCACGGGCGCCGUCACGGUGGGGGGCAGCCUGCUGACCCCCCCGCUGCCUUCAGCCUGGCUAAAGGAUCUCACCUGGUGGACCCUCUCGCAGGAGCCCCCCCAGCCCUCCGUGGACGGCACAUCCCAGGGACCCCCUGAUGGUGAGUGUGUCUUCAGGGGUGUCUGGCAGGGGAGGCAUCUUCAGUGCCCCCCACCUGUAAUGGGCAGCAGGACGGCAUGGAUGCCCCGUGCCUCAGUUUCCCCGGGGCUGUGCCACCCGCCACAAGGUGGCUGGUCCCCAUGGCUCUCUGUCCCCAAUACUCACCGUCGUUCUGCACCAGGUUCCUGCUCAGCCACCCUGGGCAGACAUCAGCCAUCAAAGGCCAAGGGACCCCCGGCCGUGGCCCUCAAGGACGCCACAGAGCCCCCCUUCUGGGCCCGCGUCUGCGGCAUCAACGCCGUUGUCCUGAUGUGCGUCAACAUUUUCUGCUAUGCCUAUUUUGCCUAGCGGCUUGCCGGUCCCCGGGGAGAGAAGGGUGCUGGGAGGGAGGGAGAAAUGGGGAUUUGGGUGAUAGUUUUUAUUUGUCAUGUUUGGGACAUGGGAUGUUUAAAUCCACUGGUGCAAUGAGCUGGGUGUUCUCAGCAUCGUGGAACCCGAGUGCAUCCCAGGGGUCUGUGAGGGGUGGGGGGCAUUUGUGGGGGCAGCGAGUCCCCAGGAGGGGUCUGAGGAGAGGUAUCGGGGUGGGCAAAUGGGGGCUGCAAGGGAAGCAAAACCACAGCAAAGCAGCAGGCAUGCGGCCACGGGACCACCGUGGUGGUGGUAGAAAAGGAGCAGCCACACUCGAGGGUGUCACCCAAACACAUUUUAUUAGCU
Messenger RNA from Aquila chrysaetos chrysaetos, 2444 nucleotides. It is a transcript of the gene SLC5A10, whose product is annotated as solute carrier family 5 member 10. Gene Ontology annotation, cellular component: extracellular matrix; plasma membrane. The record is from RefSeq and is a predicted model, not a curated record. Bases 21 to 2078 code for a protein of 685 amino acids. The transcript has 14 exons. Gene Ontology annotation, biological process: transmembrane transport; proteolysis. Gene Ontology annotation, molecular function: metalloendopeptidase activity; D-glucose:sodium symporter activity; zinc ion binding. NCBI's taxonomy places the organism in Eukaryota, Metazoa, Chordata, Aves, Accipitriformes, Accipitridae.